AUGGAGGAGAAGGAGGAGGGCGGGAAAGAAAGUGACAGAAAAAGAAUUCCGUGCCCUCUUGAUCCGAAACACACUGUAUACGAAGACCAACUACAAAAGCAUUUAAAAAAAUGUAAUUCAAGAGAGAAGCCAAAGCCGGUCUACUUUGUUCAAGAUAUUAAUGCAGGUUUAAAAGAUGUAGCAGAAAUACCAGAAAUACAAGUACCUAUCUCUUGUCUAUCUAAAGAAGAGCUGGAAGACUUAAUUACCAAGUUGAAAAAUGCAAGCAAUGGCUUGGAACUUCAGCUUAAAGAACAAAUAAUGUCCCAUCAGGCUUUACAAGAAGCCCUAAAUGACCCAAAGAAUGGAGAAUCUGCUUUCAAACACUUGAAACAACAGGCUUCUAUUUUAGGUAACAUGGAAAAAUUACAUUUGCUUGGUCCAGGAAGAUGUUUUGUUGAAUUUGGAGCUGGGCGAGGAAAGCUGUCUCACUGGGUUGACAUUGCCUUGCAAAAUGCUGAAAAUGUUCAGUUUUUGCUUGUGGAAAGAGCAACCACAAGAUUCAAGGUGGAUGGAAAACAUAAAAGGAGAGAUUCCAUAUUUGAAAGGCUUCAAGUUGAUAUUCAACACUUAUGUUUAAAUAAAGUACCCAUUUUAGAGGAAAAAAAACUACCCCUGGUAGGAAUUGGGAAGCAUUUGUGUGGUGCUGCCACAGAUCUUGCUUUGAGAUGUUUGGUUGAAAGUUACACAACUUGCUGUGAUGGAGAAAAUGAAGAGCCUGUCCUGAAACGCUCUAAGAGUGAUAUGACAGAGGUGGCUUCUAACAGUUUUAUUGGUAGUGAAAGGAACAAAGACGAUACAUUAGAAAACUCUAAGCCUGUAGCCGGAAUCGUUAUCGCACUGUGUUGCCAUCACAGGUGUGACUGGACACAUUAUGUAGGCAGAGAGUUCUUUAAAUCAAUAGGACUUGGUCCAGUGGAAUUUCAUUAUUAUCAGAGAAUGAGUAGCUGGGCCACCUGUGGCAUGCGAGAAAGCAUAACCAAAGCCUCUAUGAAUGACGAAGAGAGUGAAGAUCAAACUGGCAACAAAGAAGAACAUGACCAAACAGACAGUAGAACAGAGAGUGGUUCUGACACUCUGCAAGGGCUACUUCCCGCUGAAGAGCGAAAGGAGAUAGGUUGCCUCUGUAAACUGUUGAUUGACCAUGGACGGAUUGAAUAUUUGCAACAAAGAGGAUAUAAGGCUGCACUACAGUAUUAUACAGAGUCUGCUGUAUCCUUGGAGAAUGUACUGUUGACUGCUGUUCCAAGGUAGUCUUGGAUACCAGAGCCAACUAC
Molecule: messenger RNA, 1316 nt
Organism: Struthio camelus australis
Lineage: Eukaryota; Metazoa; Chordata; Aves; Struthioniformes; Struthionidae
Source: RefSeq, a predicted model, not a curated record